AUGACUUUCAACCCAGUACGACACGCUUUCCAGACGAUGCUGGCGGACCAGAAGUACCGUGGUCUCCCUCUUCUCACUGCUUCAGACUACACACCUUUCCUCAAGGCCAUUGAAGCUCUCCUCGCAAACCCCACCUUCAUGCACGACCAUGCCUGGCAGACGGAAUCACUCGAGCACUCCAUCAGCCGCCCUGCCUUUAGCGCCAAGAACCGCCAGGACUGCGACAACAAGUUGGAUAUUCGACGCUACGAGGGCGCGGAGAAGGACUCUCGUGGGGCGACGGUCUUUGAAGGCAGUGUUGUUCUUAUUGUCGUUGAUGGGUAUGUGUUGGCCAAGGGAAGGAGUACCUCCUCGCCGACAGAUGCGCUGCUCGAUGUGUUUCAGAAGGUUGUUACUUUGGCACGAGACAAGAUCACAAUACUCAUGGACGAAAAGAAAUACGACCCGAGCUUCAAGAACCAGGUUGAAUACGUCAUAGCGGACAAAAAACUAGGAGUCUUCAGUUAUACGAAGUACCAGCCUUGGUGUAAGGACAUCAUCUAUCUUCUCGACGUGGGAAGAAAACAUCUACAGCACUACCCAUGGGAGGGCGCGCAAAAUGACGAAGAUGCAGAACUCCAUUCCGGUGCAACAACCCUCGUUGAUGGCGGCGACUCCAACGAUUCACUUGACAGUAUGAAGCAAUCUUUUGACUUCCCAACCCAGUUCAAUGCGUCAACGGUAGAAGGCCAAAAGUCUAUCGCAAUCACAAUCAAGUGGGAAUUGGAACCGGAAUCCUGGAUUCCUGGUGCGGUCCGUUGGGAGGGUCAUGUUGCGCGCUUCCUGGUUGGUGAAUGGACGCUGGCGAAGGGUCAGUCGGACGUGAGCGAGAGGGAGGCGAUGAUUGCGCUUUUUGAUAGGGUGCAUAUGCUGGCGGAGAGGUUUCGUGAGAUGGAUGAGGAGAAGCGUAAGAAGGAUGAGGCGGAGCGUGCGAAGGACGAGGAAGAGCGUAUAGCGAGGGAGAAGGAGGCUGAAGAGGCGGGUGUGGAGUAG
Messenger RNA from Alternaria novae-zelandiae, 1032 nucleotides. RefSeq lists its product as uncharacterized. The record is from RefSeq and is a predicted model, not a curated record. The transcript has 4 exons. NCBI's taxonomy places the organism in Eukaryota, Fungi, Ascomycota, Dothideomycetes, Pleosporales, Pleosporaceae. Bases 1 to 1032 code for a protein of 343 amino acids.